Biomphalaria glabrata is the source of this 3601-nucleotide messenger RNA. Its product is annotated as ras-related protein Rab-7L1-like. Gene Ontology annotation, molecular function: GTPase activity; GTP binding. Lineage: Eukaryota; Metazoa; Mollusca; Gastropoda; Planorbidae. The record is from RefSeq and is a predicted model, not a curated record. The coding region runs from base 45 to 935 and encodes 296 amino acids. The transcript has 7 exons.
GAAUUGUGUGUACAGUGACAUUUGUAUGUGUCCCUAGGUCUUGCAUGGCUUCACUUACUGGGAUAUAUGGUCAUGGUGUGUCCUGUGUUCACUCUGGAACAAUUAGUUCACCUGUAGGUUUUAAGAGUACAUGUUGUUCCAUUAAUGCUGGCAUUCUAAUUUCCCAUUACGAUCGGAGGAGUUCAAUGUUAGUAGUGUCUGAUCAAAGCUUAAGCAAGAAAGUUUAUCGGAACAAAGAAACUUCGCCUGAGCCUGAAAUAAGAGAUAAAAGAAGAAUGUACAAAAGACUCAAUGUAUGUGUUGACCAGUUACAGGACGACGUUAUAAAGAUCUUGGUGAUUGGAGAUGCAGGUGUGGGAAAAACAUCAUUCGUUCAAAAGUAUGUUUACGAUGUAUUCUCUGACAAAUAUAAAUGUACUAUUGGUUUUGACUCUGUGACCAAGAAAGUGACUGAACUCAAUCAGAAACCAGUGAACCUUCAGUUACAGUUUUGGGAUAUUGCAGGUCAAGACAGGUUCCCACUGCUGACCAGGGCUUAUUACAAAUACACCAGAGGAUGCCUGAUUAUAUUUGACCUUACAAACCCAGAGUCUUUCAAUGAUGUUAGGAAAUGGAAGGCCAGCUUGGACAAUAACCUCUCUGUGCCAUGUUUACUGGUUGCUAAUAAGGUUGACCUGGAGUCAGAAAGAAAAGUUUCACCGUCAGAUAUUGAACGUCUAGUCACAGAACUGAACUUCUUUCAGUUCACAGAGACCUCGGUCAAGACAGGGCUGAUGGUCGAGGAAUCUGUCAUGUAUUUGGUUGAUGUAGUCCUGGGCAACUCACCAAGUACCUACACACCAAGUGAUUUUGAACACGUCGACCUGCGGGAAAUUAGGGAUCUUGAUACCAGUCAAACUAGAAAUGGUAAAAAAAAGUGUGCAAUAUGUUCGUGACACAGCCACAACUUUGGCACAAUUUCGUUUUCGUUGAAGUGACGGCUUGAGAAUCAUUGUUGAAAAAACACUUCAGCACUUCAGUCUGAACUGGUAUAUCAGUUUGUGUACAAACUGUGUUGCAUUACCAGAAUUUUUCUUGGAGUAAUUUCUAAGUGAAUUUUUAUCAAGCCCAACAGACUUGUGAAACUUGUAAGGGUAGUUUACCCUGUUAUAUUAAAACUGAGCGGAAUAUACUGGCAAGUAGAGACAUCCCUUUGUGUCUUUGACAAUGAUACUUGGAGGAUCGGGCAUGUUUGAUCACUCUAUAAUUGAAUUAGGCAAGUACUCUGGCCAUUGUGAAGUAAAGCAAUGUUCAUUGACUUUGAAGAGAUAAUUUCACAAGAACUAAUGAUCCUUUUAAAGCACUGAUCAUUUGAUUCUUCAAGUGCAGUCUGUCAUUGCAAAUAAACUGCAAGAGUUUGAAGGUGUGUGUUACUAGCCAGAUAGCAGAAAGUUUGAAGACUUCAGUUUAGUCAUUAUUAACAAAUGAACUGGCAUCUGUCUUGAAUGUCAUGUGACCAUGUCCAGCAAGUCAUUGGUUGUUAUUGCGACUCCAUUGGGUCAGCCUAAUGCUGUGUAAUGUACAGUGUCUUUAUAUUUAUAUCUUUAUUUUUAGAUACAAAUGUUUAUAUUUUGUAAAGUCAUCAAGCAAUCAUUAUAACAUGUCCCGGAUAGAAUGUCUUAGAUGUGAUUAAUAUUUUUAAUUGAUAUUGAUUUGAUACUGAUUGCAGGAUUGUUAGUUGUUCAGCUUUAAAUAUGAACAUUGAAAGUUCCAAAAAGCUUCAUGGCUUUAUUCAGAUCAAAGUUGAAAAAGAAUUGUUUUAAAAUGAAAUUUUUCUUUAUAAGUGUGCAAUAAAAAUGAGAAAAUUUUCCUCCUUAAUGGGCAAUCUCGUAAAAGAGAUGCUCCAAUUCCAAUUGGAUAAAUUCUUGAAUCUAAUCAUAUUUUAUUCAUAUUCCUAUUUACUUCAUGAUAAUUGAUUGUUGUGAGAGUGUGGUCUCUGUGUUGACUUUUCUUUUAUGAAUGCAAGACUGUAAUCAUAUCCACCCAAUGGCAGUUGUUUUGUUAAGAACAUAAGUCACCUACUUGCAGGUUUUGACAAUGAUCAGUAGGUUUUAAAAAAGACAUGCAGUUUGAAAGGAAUUUUACAAUUUUCCUUUCCCUGUAACUGCAAUUUAAAAUGGAAAGACUACCUAAUAUUUUACAACCAAAUCAGUGAGAUGGAAGCUUUUAUUCAGCUCCUCUGCCCAAUCUUGAUUAUUCCUACCUACAACUAUUGAUGCAGGUGUUCUUCUGUACAAGCUGAACCUAUACCAAAUCAAUGAGAUGGAAGCUUUUAUUCAGCUCCUCUGCCCAAUCUUGAUUAUUCCUACCUACAAAUAUUGAUGCAGGUGACCUUCUGUAAAAGCUGAACCUAUACCACUAACAUGCAUCUCCUUAAAGAAGUCAAAGUAAAGGUCAUCUGUUUCUAGGGUUAAUGAGGGUGUCAUGGGGCCAGCACAGUGACCAAUUUCUUCCUUCCCCCAACUAAUGUCUAGUACCCUUUUAGAGUUUGGUGGACUCUGAGGUGCUCUAAGAGUCCUGAAAUUUAAAAAAUCCCAGUCUCCAGCAAGAUUCCAAUUUGGGACCCCCACCCUGGUUCAGAAGCCAAGCACUCAACCAUUCAUCCCCAACGCCCAUCAAAUCAGUACACUCAAGAAGGCUUUAUUUCCAUUUGUUUAUUCUUUUGUCAAUUGUUUAAAUAAUUCAAAGACAUACAUGUAAGUUAUGACAAUCAUAAGGACUAUAUGUCAACAAACAGAAACAAGGAAAAGAUAACUGGGCCUUAUGUGAACUGUAUUAGUCAACCAGUUAUCUUGUAAGGAUGAAUGAUGCCAAACCUGAUAUAAAUUUGGCUGAAUCAUUUAUUUUUUUUUUGCAUUUUUUAUGCACUCAAAAAAAUACAGAAAUGAAUAAUAAAAAAAAUGUGUGAAUAAUAUCAAAGCCAAUUACAAAUUCAACAACAUUGGAGUGGAAUAAUAAGAAUAAUGUCAUUAGUUUUUUUUAACUUGGUUGAAUUAUUAGUAAAACAGUCUCAAAGAGAAUACCUUUAAUUUUUUUUAUUGCAGUAUACAGAAGGUAACAGUAAAAACACAUUUUUCUGUCAACCAGAUUUAACCCAUUCUACUCACACAUUGAUACUUGAUUUAUAUAAGGGCCUUUCAUAUGUGUUAUUUAACACCAUUGUUCUGGUAUUUAGAUGUACUUGGCUUGCUGGUGUUGUGAAAUGUGAAUGGACUUUACAAUUUUAUUGUUAAAAAACAUUGUUUUGCUGUUUUUAUCAGGAGAAUUUUGACUUGAAUUGUACACUCGAAGCAUAUUUUUGUUGUGUGCUUACAAAACUGAAUGUACAGUGCAGAGACUUUAACCAAAGGAAAAAAAACUGAUUGCCAAUUGAUUGUUCUAUACUAUCUGUGAUAUUGUGACACUAUUUUGUUAUAAUUCCACUUACUUGUAUAAAUAUAUAUAAAAUGUUAAAAUUUUUCAAACUAAAUGCCCCAUAAUCCUGUUCACUCCUGUCUGGUCAGCAAUUAUGCUUCCAGGAUUGAUUUCUACAUCAUUAAACAAACCAACAUUCCAAUCAAAA